AUGUUUGUUUUCGCCACCAUUGUCCAAUCAACCUGCUGUGCCUUCCUUAACCGCUCCAUGCUCUCCUCGACCCCCAAACUGUCCCCCUCUUGUGCUUCCUCCGCUUCUCCUUCUCUCCCCCUCUCCCCCAUCUCCGUCCCUUCAUGUCCCCCCAUUUCUCCCUCCACUUCCCCCUCGUCCCUCCUUACCCCCCUCACCCCUUCCUCCCCCUCAUCCCCUCCUUUUCCCCCUCAUCCCCUCCUCUUCCCCCGCACCCCCCCCUCUUCCCCCGCACCCUCUCCUCUUCCCCCGCACCCUCUCCUCUUCCCCCGCACCCCCUCCUCUUCCCCCGCACCCCCUCCUCUUCCCCCUCACCCCUUCCUCUUCCCCCUCACCCCUUCCUCUCCCCCUCACCCCUUCCUCUUCCCCCUCACCCCUUCCUCUCCCCCUCACCCCUUCCUCUCAAUCCAUCUAACCACACGCCCUAGGCGGGGGCUACCCAGUGGGAGGAAUCGAUCAGGAGGGGCGGUAGGUGCGUCGGUACCGUACUGCACCGAGUUUGACCUCCGCACACCGCUGUCCCGGCCGUCACUAAGGCAUGCGCAGCAGCUGUGCAAGUGUGUACCCAUGGGGGUUGAUGGGCUGACGGCAGGGAGAAAGGGUAGCUGCACACAGCAAGAGCCGCAGAAUGGGGACUCUGGACCAACGUCAGGUUUCACCCAAGACUUUUUUGGCCGUGUGUCAGGGUUCCUGUCAUCCCUUGAUUCCAACAAUCCAGCAGAUGCUGUUCCCCCUGCACCCGGGGGGUCUUUGGGAGCUGGCUCAAGGGGCGUGGGAAGAGGAGGAGGAGGAGGAGGUGGGGGAUGGGGAGAGAGAGGGGGAAGGGUGGGUCGCAUUGGUGUGCAUUCUCUGGGAUCUCCUCCCUCAUUGCUGCUGUCAGGGAAUGAUGCGCAGUCCUGGCAGGUACUCGCAUGGCUGCAGUGGCUGAAGGGCAUUGUUCAAACUUUGCCGGUUACAGUCCUCGUGACAGUUCCUAGAGAGGAAGGAGUUAUACCUCCACACGUGCUGCUGAGACUGCAGCAUGCAGCAGACGUGGUGCUGGCAAUGGAAGCACUGGAAGAGGACAAUGCAGAGCUAGCUAGUGGGAUCUCGGACUACAAAGAUGCCCUGGGUUUAAUUCGCAUUCGCAAGGUCUCCGUGCAAAACUCCCUGGUGCCCCGCAUGCCAGCAGUGACCACCCUGGUGCUGAGAGCAGUGAACAGGAAGAGGCAGAUUGUGGUGGAGGAAGCACACCCACCCCCCAUCGAUGCCACAGGGGGAGCAGCAGGUUCAGGCAGCGGGGGAAGCUCGGUUGGAUGUGGCAGCUCAGGCGGGGCAAGCAAUGCUCUGGACUUCUGA
Molecule: messenger RNA, 1377 nt
Organism: Closterium sp. Yama58-4
Lineage: Eukaryota; Viridiplantae; Streptophyta; Zygnematophyceae; Desmidiales; Closteriaceae
Source: the annotation of a GenBank genome assembly